UGCAUUGCAGCAUUGGUGGAGUAUUUCAAGCCACAAUCUUUAUCUCACUCUAAACCUCUUCUAUCCUAUCUCCAAUCAUUUACUACUUCUGCAACUAAUUAAUUAAUUCCCCUUUGAACAUCAAUAAUUUUGUGAUCUUAAUUAGUACUUAGUAGCUGAACAAACAGUCCGCCAUGGAAGCUCUCAGAGCUUCAUCUUUCCCAUCUUUUCACCCCCCGCCGAUCUCAACAAAACUUCCCAGAACCAUUUCCGAAAAACCCAAUUUCCACAUUCCGUCAAUUCAGCAAAUUACGACGCCUCUCUCCAAAAUUCGCAGCAAGAAAGCGAAUUUCAAGGUGUUCACAGCUAUUUCUCCAACCGCCGCCCCAUCAUCAACUGAGGAAGAAUCGUCAUCGCCUGAUCAAGAAAUCGAUUCGGAAAAUAAUGAAGAGAAGUUUGAUUGGUACGCGAAUUGGUACCCAGUGGUGCCGAUGUGUGAUCUGGACAAGAGAAGGCCACAUGGGAAGAAAGUAAUGGGAAUGGAUAUAGUGAUUUGGUGGGAUAGAAAUGAGGAUGCAUGGAAGGUGUUUGAUGAUAGUUGCCCUCACAGAUUGGCUCCACUUUCUGAAGGGAGGAUUGAUCAAUGGGGCAGGUUGCAGUGUGUGUACCAUGGUUGGUGUUUUGGUGGUGCCGGCGACUGCAAACUCAUUCCUCAAGCACCCCGUGACGGCCCUCCGAUUCACACUUCGAAGAAAGCUUGUGUAGCUGUUUAUCCAACUUGUGUGCAAAAUGGCAUUCUUUGGUUCUGGCCAAAUUCGGACCCACAGUACAAAGAUAUAUUAUCGAAGAAAAAGCCUCAUUACAUACCAGAACUUGACGACCCAACAUACACCAAUUCGAUGAUAGCCAGGGAUAUACCUUACGGGUACGAAAUUCUGAUUGAAAAUCUUAUGGACCCUGCUCAUGUACCAUAUGCACAUUACGGCAUAAUGAGCGCUGGAAAAACGCCAGAGAGUUUGAAGGCCGAUAGAGAAGGUGGCAGACCCCUCGAAAUAAAUAUUCAGAAAGUAGAUAUAAAUGGCUUCACCGCAAAGCAAGUUUUCGGGGACAACUAUUUCAUUCCACCUUGUCUCUACUAUGGAUUUUUCAGUCCAGGUGGGGCUCAAACCGUGAAAAAGACAUCAUCGUCUGGAACCAAAGAUGAGGUAGUAUCACCUAUUCCACCCCAGAAAAGAGCGCUUCUUAUUUUCUACUGUGUUCCAGUUAGUCCUGGUAAUAGCAGAUUGAUCUUUGUUUCGCCUAGAAACUUUGCUGUCUGGAUUGAACGGAUUUUUCCACGCUGGAUAUUUCAUAUUGGACAGAACUUGAUUCUUGAUUCCGAUCUCUAUCUCCUUCACGUAGAGGAACGCAAGCUGAUGGAAGUUGGGUCUAUCAACUGGCAGAAAUCUUGCUUUGUCCCAACGAAGGCAGAUGCACUCGUUGUAGCCUUUAGAAAGUGGUUAAAUAAAUACGGAGGUACUAAAGUUGAUUGGGGAACUAAAUUUACCGGGCUAUUACCCCCCACUCCUCAUAGAGAGCAGCUAUUUGACAGGUACUGGUCGCAUACGGUGAAUUGUAGCAGCUGCAGUGUUGCACAUAAACGUCUAAACGUGCUUGAGAUUGCGCUGCAAGUUUUUUCGGUUUUUGCAAUUGGAAUAGUUGCAGCUGCCAAACAGGGAGUUAUCUCUGUUGCUGCAAGAUACGCUCUGUUUUCAGCGGCUGUGUUGUGUUUCGUGGCUUCGAAAUGGCUGUCGCACUUCAUCUACAAAACUUUCCGCUACCAUGAUUAUGACCAUGCUUUCCGCUAAGGGCUUGUUUGGUUAGUAGAUAAGCAAUUGUUGCUGUGAACUUUUCUGGUUGUAUCUAAUAGCAGCACAAGAACAAAUCCAUUCUUGGAACUUAGUUUAAUGCAUAUAACCUUUUUUAUAUGUAA
This is a messenger RNA of Erythranthe guttata (spotted monkey flower), 1951 nucleotides long. Its product is annotated as flavonoid 8-hydroxylase 2, chloroplastic. Gene Ontology annotation, molecular function: chlorophyllide a oxygenase activity; 2 iron, 2 sulfur cluster binding. Lineage: Eukaryota; Viridiplantae; Streptophyta; Magnoliopsida; Lamiales; Phrymaceae. The record is from RefSeq and is a predicted model, not a curated record. Gene Ontology annotation, cellular component: cytoplasm.